GGCUAUAUGGCUCCUGAAUAUGCAAUGCAAGGGAGGUCUUCGGAGAAAUCAGAUGUAUUCAGUUUUGGAGUGUUGUUAAUAGAGAUUGUAAGUGGGAAAAGAAACACUAGUUUUUAUGACAACGAACAAGCACUCAGCCUUUUGGGAUUGGCAUGGAGGUUGUGGAAUGAAGACAAAAUUUUGACUCUUAUCGACCCAAGAAUUUCUUAUCAAGGCUUUGGAAAUGAAAUCUUGAGAUGCUUACAUGUUGGUUUGUUAUGUGUGCAAGAAUUUGCUGCUGAUAGACCGACCAUUUCAAAGGUUCUUUCAAUGCUAGGUAGUGAAACUGCAGUGCUUCCCUCACCAAAUCAACCUGCAUUUAUUGAGAGAUAUACCUCUUAUUGGACUGAUUCUCCUCACCAAUGCCAUCAAGGAUGUUCUGUGAAUGAUGUCACUCUUACAGUUGUUAAAGGCCGAUAA
Thlaspi arvense is the source of this 459-nucleotide messenger RNA. NCBI's taxonomy places the organism in Eukaryota, Viridiplantae, Streptophyta, Magnoliopsida, Brassicales, Brassicaceae. The record is from the annotation of a GenBank genome assembly.